AUGAAGUCCCGACUCUGCCCCCUGCCCGCCAUCCCACCUCGUCUGCAGCUUCUGUGGUUGCUGCUGUUCGGCUUCGGUGUCUGCACCAAGACCCAAGGAUCCAAACCGCAGUCCAUCAAAAUUGAAGGCGACAUCACCCUGGGCGGCCUGUUCCCCGUGCACUCCCGGGGGCCCGCGGGAGUGCCCUGCGGAGAGGUGAAGAAAGAGAAGGGCAUCCACCGCUUAGAGGCCAUGCUGUACGCACUGGACCAGAUCAACAGUGACCCAGACCUUCUGCCAAACAUCACACUGGGGGCCCGCAUCCUGGACACCUGCUCCAGAGACACCUACGCUCUGGAGCAGUCUCUCACCUUCGUCCAGGCCCUGAUCCAGAAGGAUAACUCUGACGUGCGCUGUUCCAACGGAGAGCCACCCAUUAUCCCCAAACCGGAGCGUGUGGUCGGGGUCAUCGGGGCGUCCGGCAGCUCUGUGUCCAUCAUGGUGGCCAACGUGCUCAGGCUGUUUGCGAUCCCCCAGAUCAGUUAUGCCUCCACUGCCCCCGAGCUGAGCGACAACAGCCGGUACGAGUUCUUCUCCCGAGUGGUGCCUCCAGACUCCUACCAGGCCCAGGCCAUGGUGGACAUUGUGAAGGCCAUGGGCUGGAACUAUGUGUCAACUAUUGCUUCAGAGGGGAACUACGGAGAGAGCGGAGUGGACGCCUUCCAGCAGAUCUCAAGAGAAGCAGGAGGUCUAUGUCUUGCACAAUCUAUAAAAAUCCCCCGGGAACCUCGACCAGGAGAGUUUGAAAAGAUCAUCAAGAGGCUGAUGGAGACUUCGAAUGCCCGUGGGGUCAUAAUCUUUGCUAAUGAGGAUGACAUCAAGCGGGUCUUGCAGGCAGCGAAAAAGGCCAACCUGACAGGCCAUUUCGUGUUUGUGGGUUCUGACAGCUGGGGAGCCAAGAUUGCACCAAUUCAGGACCAGGAGGAGGUUGCAGAGGGAGCAGUAACAAUCCUGCCCAAAAGAGCCUCAAUCGAUGCCUUUGACCAAUACUUUGAAUCAAGAUCACUUGAAAACAACAGAAGAAAUAUCUGGUUUGCCGAGUUCUGGGAAGAUGACUUUAAGUGCAAACUCACUCGACCUGGCAUUAAAUAUGAGCAGGGCAGAAGAAAAUGUACAGGCGAGGAAAGAAUCAACCAGGACUCACAGUACGAGCAGGAGGGUAAAGUGCAGUUUGUGAUUGAUGCAGUCUAUGCCAUGGCCCACGCCUUGCACAGCAUGCACAUGGACCUCUGCCCUGGGUCAAUGGGUGUUUGUGAGAAGAUGGACCCAGUGGAGGGAAGGAUGCUGCUGCAAUAUAUCCGCUCUGUCAACUUCAACGGCAGCGCAGGCACCGGAGUGAUGUUCAACGAGAACGGAGACGCCCCGGGCCGCUACGACAUCUUCCAAUACCAGAUGUCCAACGUCAGCAUUGCGGGCUACAAGAACAUCGGCCAAUGGACGAACCAUCUCAGACUAAAUCCUGAGGAGUUGCAAUGGUCUGGAGGCGACCGCCGGAUCCCAGACUCGGUGUGUAGUUUCCCCUGUGAGUCUGGAGAGAGGAAAAAGAUGGUGAAGGGUGUUCCCUGCUGCUGGCACUGCGAGCUCUGCGACGGCUACCAGUAUCUCCUGGACGAGUUCACCUGCGACAUGUGCCCCUUCGACAUGAGACCCUUCCGAAACCGCACAGGCUGCAGACCCACGCCCAUCAUCAAACUGGAGUGGAGCUCUCCUUGGGCCAUCAUCCCAGUCUUCCUGGCAAUCCUGGGCAUCCUCGCCACCACGGGGGUCAUCGGCACGUUCGUCCGCUUCAACGACACGCCGAUCGUGCGGGCUUCGGGCAGGGAGCUUAGUUACGUGUUGCUGACGGGGAUUUUUCUAAUUUAUUUCAUCACGUUCCUGAUGAUUGCGGAGCCCAGUGGAGCCGUGUGCGCCUUCCGGAGACUGUUUCUGGGACUGGGAAUGUGCAUUUGCAACUCUGCCAUGCUCACCAAGACAAACCGCAUCUACCGCAUCUUUGAACAGGGGAAGAAGUCAGUCACACCGCCCAAGUUCAUCACCCCCGGCUCUCAGCUCAUCAUCACCUUUAUCCUCAUCUCAGUCCAGUUACUGGGGGUGUUCAUCUGGUUCGGAGUGAUCCCUCCUCACACCAUCAUAGACUACGAGGAGCAAAAACCCCCCAACCCGGAGUUCGCCCGUGGGAUCCUCAAGUGCGACAUGUCGGACCUGUCCCUGAUGCUGUGCCUGAGCUACAGUCUGGUGCUGAUGAUCACGUGCACAGUCUACGCCAUCAAGAGCAGGGGCGUCCCGGAGACCUUCAACGAGGCCAAACCCAUCGGCUUCACCAUGUACACCACCUGCAUCAUCUGGCUGGCCUUUGUGCCCAUCUUCUUUGGCACGGCCCAGUCCACUGAAAAGAUGUUCAUCCAGACCACCACAUUGACUGUGUCCAUGAGCCUGAGCGCCACCGUGUCCCUGGGAAUGCUCUACAUCCCCAAAGUCUACGUCAUCAUCUUCCACCCGGAGCAGAACGUACAGAAGAGGAAACGUAGCUUCAAAGCAGUGGUGCAGGCGGCCACCGUGUCCACACGCCUCUCACAGAAGUCCAACGACAAGCAGAACGGAGAGUCCAAGAUCGAGCCCGAUCGCUCACAAUGA
Molecule: messenger RNA, 2673 nt
Organism: Knipowitschia caucasica
Lineage: Eukaryota; Metazoa; Chordata; Actinopteri; Gobiiformes; Gobiidae
Source: the annotation of a GenBank genome assembly